CGCCACCUGUUGCGUUGGCAUGUUCCUAGCAGCGUUUUCCUUCAUUUCUGCGUUUACGUGUGGACGGGAUUAUUUUUUAAAACGAAAACGGAAAAUCUCCGUGUACGUGUGGACGUAGCCUUGAUAUGCCCAACCAUAUACCAGGAUUAACUGCGAGUGAAAGGUUGAAGAAAAGUGGUGGACGGUCGAAGUGAGGCGGUCCAGAAAUCUUCAAAUGUCCAGAGUCAGAAGAGACUGAGAAGGAAGGUGAGAGGAGACAGGACAGAGGCUCUCCACCCCUGAUGAGACACCAGGACAGUGUGUGAGGAGGAGGAGGAGGAAAAGGAGCCAGCAACAGCUGAGAGAUGCAGAGGAGAACAGGGGGAGAACAAACAGCUCGCUGUAAUUGAGGGACUGGUAAAAACAUUGAAAACACUUUUCUCGAUAUUUGCUUCCUGUAUUUGCAGAAGUAUCUCCAACACAAACUGUAACAGCUGCAUACAGGGAACCACUCACUGAUGUUUAUCCUGCAGGACAGGAUCUGACAGGGAAAGAAGGAAAAAUAAGGGAACCACGGACAACUUUGAUAAUGCUUUGAUUUAUCCAGAAUAUAUUUAGUUCAAAUAUUGUCUUCAUCACAGUGGGAUUGUGCUGGUUUCAGUGGGAAAAGUAUGCAGCUCAUUUAAAUGCAAAGAGCUGUGAAAAGUUGUCCAUUCAUAAAACGUGUCAGUAUUUUAUAAGGAUGUCAUGUUUCUGUAUCACCUCUCUCCUGUUAGAGCCUCUUACCCAAAAAUCAGCCUGUUAAUGCUCUCAUAUCUUCAACAUCUUGAGUAAAUUAUACUGCACAGUUUUCUCAUCAAUAAAAGAAUAUCUACUGCAUCAGUGUGUCUUCAUUUCAUCUGAAACGCACAAGGAUCAAAUCUUAGACUUUAUUUUUGGGGUAUUGUCCUUAAAUAUAACUAAAACUUUCACACAGGGGUCAUAAAUGAUAUGAAAUAGAAAUAAUACCUUGAAUUUUGACUUAAAUGUCAUAUUUGAUUCCACCAUUGAGCUUUCUUUUUCCAAAAAUGGUGUGUAUAUAGUAAAAUAUCACUAAUGUCACUCAUGUUACAUUUGUACCAUCAAACUGAAAUGAGACUAGUGUAAGCAGCUACACUAGCAACUGUUUUACUAGCUAAACUUAGCAUCAUUGUUGUCUAAGGGGACUCAGCGCAUGGCUGUAAUGUUCUCCCGUCACACAGAGCUGAAACGACAGUUUUCACAUAGAAAACCGAGUUUAAAUAAGAACUGGGUACUUUUCUGUUGAAUCAUUUUCAUGAUGUUCGUUUGUGGGCUGCGCUCAGACAGGACGGAAAUAAAGGUUUAAAAAGACCUCGAGUCCUUUUUCAUGUACUCGUGGUGGCUGCAAUUACUCAAACCUUCAAAACACAAAACUGAAAUGUUGUCAACUGAUUGUUGAAGAGAAUAAUCCAAAGCAGACUUCAGGUUUACCAUCAUUUCUGAUAUUCUCUUGAUCUUACACAUCAUCAGAUAUGAGUCCGAGUGCUCUGUCAUGUGGAUGGUAAAGUUUUCCAAGGCCUAACAAGAAGAAAGUUUCCAUCGAAUGAAACUAAAAACUGAAAAUAAAUAGAGGAGCGUUCGGACCUUCCUCGGCAGCGCCGGCGUUGAGCAGAACAGACCCAUGCUGACACCUGGCAAAGGUGGACUUCUCCGUCACCACGGGCAACGAGCUGGCAUCUGGCUGCCGUGGCAACACCGUUCACCAUGUGAUCACUGGGACAGUCUCUGAUAGACGUGGGAGGAGGAGCGAGGAUGACAUUUAUAUCAGAUGAAGAGUUCUGACUGUGUCACAGCUGAACAGACGUCUCAUCGUGUCGGUUUUUCAGCUCUCAGUCAUGAAGAGGUGUGGACUGAUCCUCCUGCUGCUCUCAGGUUACGUGAUGGUCUGCCAUUUUCAGUCUGAUCAGUUAGUCAGACAGCUCCACCUCGUUGACCUGCAGAAGUCCUGGAACGACGCUCAGCAAUACUGCAGAGAUGAGUAUGUUGACCUCGCCAUCGUUAACAGCUCAGCUCUCAUCCAGGAAGCCCAGAAAUGGGCGGGGAGCACAGAGGUGUGGAUUGGACUCUCCAAGAGCGGCUGGAAAUGGUCUCGCCUCGGUCCAGUUCAGUCAUCCUGGUUUAAUUCCUGGUCCCCGGGACAGCCAGGGACUGGGGAGUGUGUUACAAUAUCUAGUGAUGGAUCAUGGUCCACAAGACAGUGCUCAGAACAACAUAGCUUUUUCUGCUUUAAUGGCAUGAGUAGCAGUAUCAUCCUGGUGCCGACCUUGAUGACCUGGCCUGAUGCUCAGUCUUACUGCAGACAGACAUACAUAGACCUGAGCAGCAUGAUUGAUUCAAAUGUAAACACCAUGGCCGCUAACAUGUUGACAUCUUCUAAUCAGGCCUGGAUUGGACUGUAUAGAAAUUACUGGACGUGGUCAAACUUGAGCACAGCCUCAAACCUGCCGUGGGGGCCCGGGCAGCCUGAUGACACUCAAAACUGUGCCACAAUAGAUGCAUCAACGGGCUCCUUCUACAGUCAUAAUUGUAAUGAACAACGCCCCUUCCUCUGCUCCAGAGAUGUCAAAUCUUCUCGAGCCUCGAGGUCAGUGAAGGUUCAGCUGAGGGCAGGAUCUGCAGACCUGAACGACCCCACAGUGCAAGAAUCCAUCCUGCAGCAGGUGAGGGAGAAGCUGCUGGAGCAAGGUAUCAGAGAAGAGGUGAAGCUGAGGUGGAAGACGCAGCCUGAUGGGAAGAUUUUCCACAGAGAGGAGGAGACAGCCGGUUACUGUGAGAAGGAAUACUGUGGGUCGGUUUAGUCUGAACGUUAUUGGCUGAUUUUCCUCAGAUGAUCUGCUGUGUAAUUCAACUGAUUUCCAUCUCUAUACUCUGACUGCUGGACUGUAAUAGUGUAGCUUUGCAUGACUGAUAGUUGGAAAUAAUCCUUAUUUAUCCUAAGCUCAGAUCAAAGAGUGUCUGAUGAGCUGUUUUAUGCCUCUUUGUUUCUUCUGAUUGGUGCAGCUAAAGUUUGCAGGUGAGCAGGUCAUAUUUUUGUUAAUCUCUGUUCCUGGACUGUGUAAAGCAAUUCUUACCAAAGGCCAUUUGUGGACAGAGCAUUUAAAACAGAAAUGUACCCAUGCAAACUAAUUAAAUGUUUAAAACUGUGUAACUUUUGACUGAAAAUA
Oreochromis niloticus (Nile tilapia) is the source of this 3203-nucleotide messenger RNA. RefSeq names its product macrophage mannose receptor 1-like. The record is from RefSeq and is a predicted model, not a curated record. Lineage: Eukaryota; Metazoa; Chordata; Actinopteri; Cichliformes; Cichlidae. The transcript is spliced from 8 exons. Bases 1875 to 2837 code for a protein of 320 amino acids.